AUUAUUUUCCAAUGACAUGUCAGCGAAGUAUUGAUACUGUAAUGAAACCGUACAGGCCCGUGACCUCCGGUUGUUAUCGAUAGAGACCAACCUCGCUCGAGCUCCAUUAUCAUCUUACGAAAGUACUGGCGCCGGUGAUCAGCGCAGUACAUACCUUUGUUUGCUGUACAUACAAAGCCUGAACUACAGGCAAAGAUCAUCGAUGCCGCCGCUCCCAUCUUUACCGUCGGCCGUCUCGUUCCUCCGCGGCGUUGCGCCUCGUUCGCAGUCCGCUGCAGGCCAGCUAUUGCCAACCGCUCGGCGUGGCGCUCCCAGUGCAUGGUACACGCACUCCAGGCGCUUUUCAUUUUCUGAUAGAUCUUGUUCGGUUUCCUUGAGAGGGUUAUCGCAGUCUCAGUCGCAAGCAUGGAACCGGUGCGCUGGGAGGCUGUUCUCGAGCUCGACUCGGCAAGCUCCGAGCUACCAGUAUAAGCGAUUCCAGCCGGGAAGGAUACCAUAUCCUGGACAGCAGGGAGGAGGAGGAGGAGGAGGAGGAGGAGGAGGCCCUCCGUGGUGGGCUAUCUAUCGGAAUGAACUGGUCAUAGGAGUCGGCAUCGGUGGGGCUUUCUACCUAUACAACCUGGAGACUGUAGAGAUGACCGGUAGACGCCGCUUUAAUUGCGUGUCCACCGCCCAAGAAUUGAAAAUGGGAGAACAGAGUUACCGGGAGGUUAUGCAGCAAUAUCGGGGGAGAAUACUGCCGGAUAAUCACCCCUUAACGAUUAUGGUUGCUCAGGUAAUGAAGAGGUUGAUUCCGCAAGCCCCAAUAGAAGGAGCGGACUGGAAAGUGCAUGUCAUUCACGAUGACUCGAAUAUGAAUGCUUUCGUACUUCCCGGAGGCAAGGUCUUUGUCUUCACGGGCAUCAUGCCGAUCUGCCGGGAUGAGGAUGGUCUUGCUGCUGUGCUCGGACAUGAGAUUGCUCAUGUUGUGGCGCGUCAUCCAGCAGAGAGGAUGAGCAAUAGCUUUAUUACAAUUGGGCUAGCAUUUGUUGUUGCCGCUCUUUUCGACGUGUCCGGGCAGAUUCCGUCGAUGCUCCUCAAUUUGGUAUACGGCCUGCCAAACUCGAGGACUCAGGAGGCCGAGGCAGACACUAUCGGACUAAUGAUGAUGUCCAAGGCUUGCUUUAAUCCAGAAGCUGCAGUAAAACUAUGGGGCCGUAUGCAGAAAGCAGAGAAAGGGUCGCCUCCACAAUUCAUGUCGACGCAUCCUUCGAGCUAUAACCGCAUGGAGGCUCUCAGUGAAAAAUUACCGAAGGCAGAGGCAGAGUAUGAAGCAAGCGGUUGUUCCGUGCCCAGUAGAUACAGUAAGUGUCCACAGACUCUGUGAAUAUGGGAUUCGUACUAAUCCACUUCUCUCCAUUACAGUGCCUGGUUUCAGACAAGCCUACAACACAUAUGAUGCGUAUGGCACAGACGAUGGACAUGAUUCAUACUUCUGGUAAUUUGGGUUAGCAAGGUUGAAACAUAAGCGAAUAUAGCAUGCAAUACGAGCGGGCGUCAGUAUGCGGGGUGUACUGUACAUUGCAAAUAUUUCCAUUAAUAAACUCGACUGUCAAUAAUACGCAUCUAUCUUUGCUCAGUACUAAAGAUAGCAAAGAUGUAGAAUGAUAUAGUUAGACUUGUAGAGCUCUCCGCCGUGGAGAAAGCCCUAAC
This is a messenger RNA of Paecilomyces variotii, 1692 nucleotides long. Its product is annotated as peptidase family M48-domain-containing protein. The transcript is spliced from 8 exons. The record is from RefSeq and is a predicted model, not a curated record. Gene Ontology annotation, molecular function: metalloendopeptidase activity. Gene Ontology annotation, biological process: protein quality control for misfolded or incompletely synthesized proteins; mitochondrial protein processing. Bases 203 to 1366 code for a protein of 387 amino acids. Lineage: Eukaryota; Fungi; Ascomycota; Eurotiomycetes; Eurotiales; Thermoascaceae. Gene Ontology annotation, cellular component: mitochondrial inner membrane.